Messenger RNA from Lobosporangium transversale, 831 nucleotides. RefSeq lists its product as hypothetical. The coding region runs from base 77 to 787 and encodes 236 amino acids. Lineage: Eukaryota; Fungi; Mortierellomycota; Mortierellomycetes; Mortierellales; Mortierellaceae. Gene Ontology annotation, biological process: kinetochore assembly. The record is from RefSeq and is a predicted model, not a curated record. The transcript has 7 exons. Gene Ontology annotation, cellular component: kinetochore.
UUAUUAUUCUUUGAAAUGUGCAUGCAGACGUGACAUUCCAACUCUGUAUACCAUUUGCACUUUACUUGUAGUAUCUAUGACAACGAGGACAAUAAAGCAGGAUGCAGGAUUGAUUCCAACUCUGGAGGAGCAUAUUCUGCAACUGGUUGACCAUGAGGCAUGGCUUGAUGCUCAAAUUGCGGAACUGGAAUUCGCAAUUAACCAUGCAGGGGAGAUAGCAGACACAGCCAUCCCUAAUGAUAACAUUUCACUUGAUGAAAUACGAGCAACAACAGAGAUGCGAAUCGAUAUGCUGAAACAAGAAUUGAUCGUAGCAACAUCCCUUGAAACUGUUCGUACAAAGGUUAUUGAUAGCGCACACGCAUAUCAUAUAAUUCUCAAAAGUCUAUUUAAGGAUGAUCAUGAUGAAAGGGCUCUUGCCAGUGCAAUCCAGGAACGAGAUGAUGCAGUAUCACAGUACCUUCAUAUACAUAAAGAAUUACAGCGGACACGGCAUGAUCUUUCAGAAACUCAACGCAAGACGUUAGAUCUUCAAGAUGAAAAUCGUAAAGUGCUACAACUGUUAUCAGAUGAGUCUAGAGAAGCCAAAGAGGCCUCUAAGACCACUGAUACUAGUGCUAAUCAACAAAAAACUAAGAAAAUGAAAGAGGAGUUAAAAAAGAUUAUGAUUAAAUAUAAUGUCCUAGCCAAUGUGUUACAGGGACUUUUACUUGAGAGUAACGUAGACUGGGCGAACGAUCCACAUUUCCUUGAAGUCAUGUUGAAACUGCAACAUUCUGAUGAAUAAGAUAAAAUAUUAUACCAGUUCAUUUAAAAAAAAAAAAAAAAAAA